AUGGAGUAUUGUAUGAAUUCUACCGAAUUGUUGGCAUUGAACCAACAAUCCGAAUUAAAAUCCUUCUUAGUAUUUUACAGAAUCAGGAAAAAUUGCGAGGCUAAAUACAAAAUUUUAUAUCCUGCUAAAUCAAACAACGACCUGAUUGUUAAUCCGCUCGAUGUUAGAUUAAAAUGGCGAUCUGUUUGUCGAUUUGAAACUUCAUCGAAAGGUUUCCACGGCAAUCAGCUCAGUUUAUCAAAAGUGAUCAUGUCAGUUUUAUUUUAUUUUCACAUUUUCAGCUAUCGAGAAACAGCCCAAUCAGAAACACUGAAACUGGACAAAAGUCUGACAAUGAAUAAUAGCAGUGGCAGCAACAACAACAGCAGCUGUCGCUCAUCCUCUAAGUACGUAGAUCGGAAAAUAUCAAAGUAUGAGAACGUUGACCACAAAAGAAGAAGCAACAGCCCCAGAUCAUUCUCGAACAAGCCUGGCCAUUAUGAGGCAGAUAAGAUGAAAGAUCGUAAAACUCAUAGUAAAGACGUGAAAAACAAGGAUCGAAAGCACAAAGACCACAAAUCUGAAGUGCAUAGGCUGGCCGAGCGUGUUUGUGGGGAUUGGUCGGAGCAUGUUAGCAGAUCAGGGAAGAGGUAUUUUUAUAACUGUAGGACUGAGGUUUCACAGUGGGAGAGGCCUGAUACAUGGUUUGAAGACAAGACCUCUGAUGAGAAGUUGACAGCAACAACAACAACAUCCUCUUCAUCAGCAACAACAACAGAAUCAAACAACAGAAACAAAAACAAUGACAAUAGCAGUGGUAACAGUAGAUACGCUGCUACUGCAAACAAAACGUCGACCACCUCAUCAGCCGCCAAAACGUCGUCGUCCUCGGCCAGACGCGACGUCAACAGAGACGACGUCAACAAAUCUAAAAGUAAAAAAUUUCCAACCAGGUCAUCUGACUCCCACGACAUGAACAACGACAUCGAUGAUAUCAAUCACAAUAACUGUCCUUCGUCAAAAGAUCCGCUAACGUCUUCCUCCGCUACGAAAAGAGAAAGAAAAUCAUCGCCAUCUUGCACCUCUCAGUCUCGAUCGCCUAUAGCCAGCAAUCAGAGAAGCACAACAUCAACUUACUACUCUCGCACUAACAACAACAACGACGACGACGAUAACGACGAGGAUGAUAUUAAUAAUACAAGUGGCAGGGAAGAUGGUUCUAGAAGGAACGCUGCUGCUACUGCUGCUGCUGCUGACGUGAGUAGAGGAGUGGAUGGGAAUCGAUAUCAUCAUAGCCACCAUCAUGACGUUGCUACUGACAAUCAUUCAUCGUCAAAGAAGAGCAACAGCAGUGGUAACAAUGAGAGAUCGAGAGAGACAUACUUGGACACGAACAUGCACGAAGAUAUGGAUAUAUCACCUGAAAAUUCCUUCCUGAUAAACAACAACGACGACGAUGCUAAUGAUAACAUCAACCAUGAUAAUGACAACACCGACAAUAACAUCGCUGACAGUAAUUAUAAGGCAGAAUCAAAACGGGAGACUCUCACUUCGCCAUUUUUUUCAUCAUCACCAUUCAACAAAACUGACAACACUAACAACAGCAGCAGCAACUCAGCCAACAACAACAACAGCAACAAUAGCAGAUUAAACUCACCAAACUCCGGCACAAAUGCUUCAACAUCAUCUUCCGUGGCAUCCACAACAACAUCUGCAACAACUCAUCAUGGCAGUCGAAAUCAGCAGCAGCAAAAUAAGCAACAAUCCCUCCAGACAACACUCGAUGGUCUCCAACAAGCAGUCCUCGGUCUCGUGCCUGACGGUGAGGCUUCUACAUCUGCUGGCAGCAAAUCAACUGUAGCCUCACAAGCAACCUUUGCCAACUGUGUUGCCCUCCUACCUGUUCUGCUGGCCCAACUGUCCAGUCAGCAACGUAGUGGCUCAGCUAACAACAACAGCUCUAAUGAUAAUCAGCUGAUCAUUCAGCAAGCUAUACCCCUACUGAAGAAGCUGCAGGAUAUUGUUGUGCACCAGCAACAGCAGCAGCAGCAACAACAGCAGAGGCAGUUGCAGCACAUGUUGCUGCAGCUGUUGCAGAUGCAGAAAGCCAACAAUUCUGCAUUGGCUGCUAAUAGUGGGGGCAAGAAUGCUGGUCUCAGCAGGGAGGAGCAGUUUGAAUGUAGAGCAGAAUCUCCAUACUCGCCACCGGAUUCCGACGGCUCUCCAGUUGGCAGCCCUGGUCGUGACAGCAGUAGGAACAUCAGCAGCAGUGGCAGCCAACAACAACAUAAAUCUUUGAAACCCUCAUCGUCAUCACCACCACAUCAUCACCAACAUCGAUAUCAACAUCAGAAUUCAUCAUCAUCAUCUUUGAGGCACAAAAAUGAUUGCAUGAUGCAGUCAUCGUCAUCUUCAAUGUCGUCUUCCUCUCACGCCGCUACUUUAGAUGAAAACAAUCGGCUCUCUAGGCACCAACAGCAAAACUCUUCAAGCUCCUCAACUACAACAACAGCAACAACAACAUCGUCAUCGACGUCUGCCAUGUCACAAAAUCAUUCUACUACCACGACAACAGCUCAACAACAACAACAACAUCUUCGAAAGGCUGAAUUUGGUCUGGUUGAGCUAACUCAGAGCUUAGCCAAUCACGUUAACAAUAGACUCAUUGAACACGUUACCAAUUGGCCAGCUGAUGCUAUGAUUAAGCAGGCCAACCAGGUAUCCUUAGAUACAUCGGUCUUUGCGAAUAUGUGCACUCAGAUAUCUAUGGAGUUGAAGCAAGCAAGGUCUAUGGUUAGGGCUCAAGAGAUAUUAUCAACACUUCAUGAACAGAGCAACACAAACAACAACAUCGAUGUCACAUUCAACAACAUCAACGACAAUUACAACAACAACAUUAUCUGA
Molecule: messenger RNA, 2883 nt
Organism: Helobdella robusta
Lineage: Eukaryota; Metazoa; Annelida; Clitellata; Rhynchobdellida; Glossiphoniidae
Exons: 14
Coding region: 1-2883 (960 amino acids)
Biological process (GO): positive regulation of TORC1 signaling; regulation of autophagy
Cellular component (GO): nucleus
Molecular function (GO): chromatin binding; RNA polymerase II complex binding
Source: RefSeq, a predicted model, not a curated record